UUUAAACCGGCACUGGGCAAAUCCAUCUCCAUGGGCUCAUCCCACCCUGCAUGGAGUGAAGCAGCUCAUCGUUGAGAUGUACAACAACCCGAAGAUUAACCUGGAGUUCUACAUUGACAUCCAUGCGCACUCUACCAUGAUGAAUGGCUUCAUGUAUGGGAACAUCUUUGAAAACGAGGAAAGAUUUCAGCGACAGGCUGUUUUCCCCAGGCUGCUCUGUCAGAAUGCUGAAGAUUUCUCUUACUCCAGUACAUCCUUCAACCGAGAUGCUGUGAAAGCAGGGACAGGCCGGCGUUUUCUUGGUGGGCUGUUAAAUGAUACGUCCUACUGCUACACCCUGGAAGUCUCAUUCUACAGCUACAUCGUGGGUGGAACUACUGCUGCUGUCCCUUACACAGAAGAAGCAUAUAUGAAGCUUGGAAGGAAUGUGGCCAGGACGUUCUUGGACUAUUACAGGCUGAACUCCUUGGUGGAAAGACCACUGGCAGCAACUCCUAAAAUUCGGAAGGAAAAGCCGCCAGCCUUUAAAUGCACCACCCAGAAGAGCCAGGGGACCAGCCAUGCUGACAGCAAGCCAGGGAAGAGAAGCCUGAAGGACCAAUCUCUCCCUGCACGAUGAGAGGA
Centrocercus urophasianus (Greater sage-grouse) is the source of this 624-nucleotide messenger RNA. Its product is annotated as cytosolic carboxypeptidase 6-like. Bases 77 to 619 code for a protein of 180 amino acids. NCBI's taxonomy places the organism in Eukaryota, Metazoa, Chordata, Aves, Galliformes, Phasianidae. The record is from RefSeq and is a predicted model, not a curated record. The transcript has 5 exons.